UGGUGUUUUAGCAGGAUUGAUGGGAAGAAACUGCAGUUAAAAUCGUAAAAGAGGAGACUGCUACUAUCACGUAUCACUUUACACUAUAACAGUGCAUCGUUUUAAACACGUUAUAGAUUAGGAUUUUUUUUAAACAUUCUUUGCUUAACCUCUUUUGUUGGGGGGGAAAAAAUACAGCAACAUUCUUUCAACUUUUUUUUUUUUGCUAAUAAUUAUUUAUUCGCACUGAUCAUAGUGCUGUUGGGGGUGAAGAUGGGAUUGCCUGCUUUGGAGUUCAGUGACUGUUACCUGGACAGCCCACAGUUCAGGGAAAGGUUGAAAUCCCACGAACUGGAAUUGGAUAAGACUAACAAGUUUAUCAAGGAGCUGAUCAAAGAUGGGAAGGCACUCGUCCAAUCACUGAACAAUAUGUCAUCAGCGAAGAGAAAGUUUGCUGAAUCUCUAAAUGAAUUCAAGUUUCAGUGUAUAGGAGAUGCAGAGACUGAUGAUGAAAUAUGUAUUGCGAGGUCGCUGCAGGAGUUUGCAGGGGUGUUAAAGAAUCUGGAAGACGAGAGGACACGGAUGAUUGAGAAUGCCAGUGAUGUGUUGAUCACACCGCUAGAGCGGUUCCGCAAGGAGCAGAUUGGAGCGGCGAAGGAAGCAAGAAAAAAGUAUGACAAGGAAACAGAAAAAUACUGCAGCGUCUUGGAGAAGCACCUAAACCUGUCUUCCAAGAAAAAAGAAUCGCACCUCCUUGAGGCAGACACUCAGGUGGAUCACGUCCGUCAGCAUUUCUACGAAGUGUCUCUGGAGUACGUGUUCAAAGUGCAGGAGGUCCAGGAGAGGAAGAUGUUUGAGUUUGUUGAGCCUUUGCUGGCUUUCCUGCAAGGGCUCUUUACGUUUUAUCACCAUGGCUAUGAACUGGCAAAGGACUUUAGCCACUUCAAGACUGAGUUAACCAUCAGCAUCCAAAAUACCAGGAAUCGUUUUGAAGGGACGAGGUCGGAGGUGGAGUGCCUGAUGAAGAAGAUGAAGGAGAACCCAGAUGAACACAAGACCAUCAGCCCCCACACCAUGCAGGGCUACCUGUUUGUGCAGGAGAAGCGUUCCUUUGUGUCCACGUGGGUGAAGCAUUACUGCACUUACCAAAGAGAGCCCAAGCGGGUCACUAUAGUGCUGUUUGAUCAGAAAUCCGGAGGGAAAGUGGGAGAAGAAGAAACGUUUAUUUUGAAGUCCUGCACUCGCAGGAAGUCCGACUCCAUUGAGAAAAGGUUCUGCUUUGAUGUGGAGGCAGUGGAUCGGCCUGGAGUGAUCACCAUGCAGGCUCUCUCAGAAGAAGACCGGAGACUCUGGAUGGAAGCUAUGGAUGGUAGAGAGCCGGUUUACAACUUGAACAGAGACAAUCAGAGUGAAGGCACUGCUCAGUUGGAUAGCAUCGGCUUUAAUAUUAUAAAGAAAUUCAUUCAUGCUGUGGAGACAAGAGGAAUCAACGAGCAAGGGCUGUACAGAAUAGCUGGUGUCAGCUCCCGAGUGCAGAAGCUGCUGGGCUUGCUGAUGGAUUCCAAAACAUCACCAGAAGUGGAUGUGGACAGCGCCGCGGAAUGGGAGAUCAAAACAGUCACCAGUGCGCUGAAGCACUAUCUAAGAAUGUUGCCUGGACCUCUCAUGACAUACCAGUUUCAAAGAAGCUUCAUCAAAGCAGCCAAACUGGACAAUCAAGAGGCCAGGAUCUCGGAGAUCCACAGCAUUAUUCAUAGACUCCCUGAGAAGAACAGACAGAUGUUGGACUUGCUUAUGAAGCACUUGGCAAAUGUGGCGAACAAUCACCAGGAGAACCUGAUGACAGUGGCCAACCUAGGGGUGGUGUUUGGACCAACCUUGCUGCGGCCCCAGGAGGAGACUGUGGCGGCCAUCAUGGACAUUAAGUUCCAGAACAUAGUCGUUGAGAUCCUGAUCGAGAACCACGAGAAGAUUUUUAACAGCGUGCCCGAGUCUGCAGCGGUGCAGCCGAAUUUACAGCUGAACUCCCGUCGGCGGAGCGCAGAAUGCAAGCCCCCCUCCUGCAGCGAGAGACCCCUCACCCUGUUCCACACCACCCCCACCAUCGACAAGCCGGAAAAGAGAAACAGAGUUUUGAACUCCAGUGCAGAGUCCAUCCUGACCAACAUCUCUGUGAACUCCAUCAGCACUCCUCAGCCCAACCUCAACAGCCUGAUCUGCAGUGAUUCUGACCUGCAGACAGUGGUGGCGAAGCAGAGCAGGCCUAACUCCUUGAUUCUGUGGUCAAAUUACGCCACGCUCUCAGCAGCAUUCCUCAAGAGAUUGAAUCCCAAAAGCAGAUCAAGCAUUCCAACAAGCCCGGCAUCUCCCAGCCCCACGUCUCCACGAUCCCCCUCCUGGCCGAUGUUCUCUGCGCCAUCCAGCCCCGUGCCGGCCUCCUCCACCUCCAGCGACUCCUCCCCCGUCAGCCCAACACUCCGGAAGGCUCGAGCUCUCUAUGCCUGUAAAGCGGAACACGGCUCUGAACUGUCUUUCAUUGCCGGCACUAUAUUUGAUAACGUUCAUCCAUCACGUGAACCAGGGUGGCUGGAAGGCAUGUUGGAAGGGAAGACGGGAUUAAUACCUGAAAACUACGUGGAGUUUUUAUAGCCAGAGGCAGCGGGUGACACGCGCCCCCCCCCCCUUUUUCAGCUUUUGAACCUUAUUGAAGAGUGCUGUUAUUCCUAAUGGUUGUACCUGCAGGGUGUCUUGCCACCUUAUUGGCUGACGAGUAUGUCACACUUGACUCUGACAGGUGGGCUUAGUUUUAGAUACAGAGUGGCCUGAUGGCUCAAUUUGUUGAUGCUUUCUGAUUGCCUCCUGUCAGUCAGGUAGACAUCAUCGGCGUCUCUGAAUAACUGAAAUAGACACUUGUAAGAUAGGAACAAAACCCUACUGAAAUAUGAUGACCUGCUGAAAUAAGACAAUUUUAAAUAUUUGGCUUGGUCUUUUAAAAGGACAGAGCUUGUCUUAAAAUUUGCAGUAAAGGAGUCUGGUAUAGAAGGGUUAAAGUUGUUUUUUGUGUGUAUGUGUGUGUUUUUAUAUGCUGAGCUUUCACAGUCAUUUCCGUCGCUGGGUUUGUUCAUUUGUAAUUCUAAGAAUAUUCUCUUGAAGCUCUUAGUAUUAAAUGUAAUGUAGGCUAUGGUUGGGAACAGUUCAGAGGAGGCCAUUUUAAAGACACACACAGGAUACUGGAACCAUUUUAAAGUCAUAUUUUUUCCAUGUGAGCUUUUGUUUUAAAACCAGGAAAAUCAUUCUCUUUAAGGAAUUUGUUUUGUGGAAGUGGCUGACAAUGUGAAAUCGUACUCCUGAAGUAAUGUGGAAUCGCUCGCUUAUUUAUGAAGCUGUAAUUAUCAUUUUAAAGGAUGCAUUGGGGAGGAAAUGGCUUUUUUUGGGGGGAUGGGGAGGAUACAAUUUAGAUUGUAAAUAAGUAAUGAUUCUUUUCCUAAGAAAUUUUUAUAUUUUUAUAGUAGAUAUACUAACUUUAUUCUUUAGCAUUUUAGUUUUAUGUAAAUAGCUUCCUUUUUAAUUGUAAUUUUGUGUUUAAGUCCACUUAAAUGCUGCCUUAUUAAUAAUUCUGAUUGAGAUAAAGUGAUGGGUUUUAGACUGGAAGAUGAACAAACUUGGUGUAUAUUACACUGGAGUCUAUACUGACCAAGGGAUAGAUCCUACAAAAGAACAGCACUAACAUUGUUUAACUGAAACAUGAAACAUGUGGCACACAAACCAUACAAGAGUUUAUAUGUGCAUUUUAGACAGGCCAUUUUGUUCCCAACAGAUGCAUGCAAUUGAUGAGUACAGACGUACAUUUUAAAUCUUAAGACUCACUCAGGUAUUAUUUAACUUGGUGGACAUGUUUAAAAGGAUGAUUUUCAGGUCUUGGGUUUGUGAAUCAUUGAUCGUCUGACAUAUGAUUUGAAACAAUCGGUGACUGCUCCACCUAAGAUUAAUCCUUGGAAAAGAAAUCUUGUUUUUAUAGUAUAAAAAAAAAAGACAAAGUUGUUUUAGAUUACUACGGUAUAUAAUAUUAAGAAGUGAAAUGCAGACGUUACUAUAUGUCUACAAGUCUUAAGCAGUCUUUGUUCCCCACGUGUUAACCCACGUAUAAAUGCAGUGACAGGCAAGGGAAUAUAUAUAUAUAUAUAUAUAUAUAUAUAUAUAUAUAUAUAUAUAUAUAUAUAUAUAUAUGCGCCUCAUCUUUACAUUGAAAACUAAUGAGAUCACUCACUGGAAAGCACAGCAGGCUUUAUCUAAAUUACGCUCCCCAUGCCUAAGCAGUAGCUUUCAUUCUGUGCACUGAACCAAAUGUGAUACGUCAUCUUGUUUACCACAUGAACAAACUGCUGUUUUAGAUGCAACAGUAAUUCAAUCCAUUUAUACAGCAUUACUGCCUUAAAUCAUCUUCAUGAUGGUAUCUGACUGCAGGCCUGUACAUGUCAAUCUACUGAUAUACUGGUACAUUGGUCAUGCAUUUUGGUUUUAAAUAAUCGCUUUGUAGGUGGUAGAGGUUUCUGGUAUAUCGGGUCUGUAUUUCUAUUACAGUUUGUGCUUGCUUGUUCUGGCAUGUCUUCCAAUAGCCCUACAUGUGGUGUUGCUAAAGGAAAAAUUGAUUUUAACAAUACGUAGGUCCAAGACUGUCACCAGAGGUGGCAACUAAAGCUACUGGCUCCUAUACAUUUUAAUCAGUACUGGCAAUAUUAGACCAGCUCACAAAAAAACACACACACAAAAAAAAGAGAGUGGUUUUAUUUACAUUUUUUUUUAGUACUAGUUAACAUUUUAUAUCCAUUAUAUUUGGGAUACAAACUUCUGCCAGAAUGCUAUUACACAUAUUAAUGUAAUCUUAAAUUGUCAACUGCUACAUGUUUCAUGUUUAGUUCAAUGAAGGGGUUGUUCUGGUUAUCACUUGAGCUCCAAACUGAAGUUUUUACCAUUUUGUGUUUCUGAUUUUAUUGUUUUUUAAGGGAUUUAUAAAGGCACUGAUUCUUAAUGUAGUCUUUGUAAAUAGUGCAGAUAAUCGCGCCAUUUAAUGGAGAUUUUUUUUGGGUGCCAUACAUUUAUUGCAUAGAAGAAUAAAAUAUUUUGAUCUGA
Messenger RNA from Acipenser ruthenus (sterlet), 5109 nucleotides. Its product is annotated as rho GTPase-activating protein 26-like. The record is from RefSeq and is a predicted model, not a curated record. Gene Ontology annotation, cellular component: cytoplasm. Bases 253 to 2628 code for a protein of 791 amino acids. NCBI's taxonomy places the organism in Eukaryota, Metazoa, Chordata, Actinopteri, Acipenseriformes, Acipenseridae. Gene Ontology annotation, biological process: signal transduction. The transcript has 25 exons. Gene Ontology annotation, molecular function: protein binding; GTPase activator activity.